Messenger RNA from Malus domestica (apple), 1794 nucleotides. Its product is annotated as cytochrome P450 704C1-like. The record is from RefSeq and is a predicted model, not a curated record. Gene Ontology annotation, molecular function: heme binding; monooxygenase activity; oxidoreductase activity, acting on paired donors, with incorporation or reduction of molecular oxygen. Lineage: Eukaryota; Viridiplantae; Streptophyta; Magnoliopsida; Rosales; Rosaceae.
CCGAUCUCCACGCGCCCUUUCCUUCCCGCAACCUCCACCAUCAAUAAAAUACUCUCUCUCUCUCUCUCUCUCUCUCUCAAGUACAAACUACCACACCACGCAUCACCAGCCAAGCCAUGGACUUUCUGUCAUACCCAUUCCUCUUCACAUCUCUGGUUUUGUUGUUAUCCAUCUUCACUGCCCAAAUCCUAGCUUGGAAACUGACCAAGAGAAAGAGGAAGUAUCCACCAGUUGCUGGCACAAUCCUUCACCAGCUGCUCAACUUCAACAGGUUGCAUGACUACAUGACUGAUCUUGCUGCCAAGUACAAGACCUACAGGCUGAUUGGGCUCAGGAAUGAGGUUUACACCUCCAAUCCAAAAAAUGUUGAGUACAUUCUCAAAACCAAUUUUGAUAAUUAUGGCAAGGGGUGGUAUAACUACAAUCUGCUGAAGGAUCUUCUGGGUGAUGGAAUUUUUACGGUUGAUGGUGAUAAGUGGCGCCAACAGAGGAAGAUAUCGAGCCAUGAGUUCUCAACAAGGAUGUUGAGGGAGUUCAGCAGUGCAGUCUUCCAAAAAAAUGCAGCAAAAGUUGCAGAUAAACUGUCGGAGAUCGCAACUGCCAGCCAGACAAUUGAUAUUCAAGAUAUGUUUAUGAAGUCAACGUUGGAUUCGAUCUUCAAAGUAGCAUUUGGUACUGAAUUAGACAACAUGUGUGGAUCCAGUCAAGAAGGCAGGAGUUUUGGUGAUGCUUUUGAUAAUUCAAGUGCAUUGUCCCUCUGGCGUUACGUAGAUGUCUUCUGGAGGAUCAAGAAGUUUCUGAAUUUGGGAUCGGAAGCUGCAUUACGAAAAAAUAUCAAAAUCAUCGAUGAGUUUGUGUUUAAGCUAAUCCAUACAAAAAUUGAGCAAAUGCAGAAAAAUGAUAACAGUUCUGUGACUGUGGAUAGAGAAGAUAUUUUGUCAAGGUUCUUGCAAGCGUCCGAGACUAAUCCCGUAUACUUACGGGAUAUAAUCCUCAAUUUCAUUAUUGCCGGUAAAGACACAACAGCAACCACACUGGCGUGGUUCAUUUACCUUCUGUGCAAGCAUCCUUCUGUACAAGAAAAAAUUGUACAUGAAGUGAAGCAAGUAACUGGCAUGAAAAGGAUCACAAGCUUUUCCGAGUUUGCAGACAGUCUGAGCGAAGAUGUUCUCGAAAAGAUGCACUAUCUCCAUGCUGCAAUCACUGAAACUCUCCGAAUCUAUCCUGCAGUUCCAGUGGAUGCAAAGAUAUGCUUUUCAGAUGAUACUCUCCCAGAUGGAUAAGUGAGGAAAGGAGAUAUGGUAUCAUAUCAACCAUAUGCAAUGGGGAGGAUGAAAUUCAUAUGGGGAGACGAUGCAGAAGAGUUCAGACCAGAGAGAUGGCUCAACGAGAACGGAGUAUUCCAGCCGGAGAGCCCCUUUAAGUUCACCGCCUUUCAGGCCGGACCGCGAAUGUGUCUCGGAAAGGAGUUUGCUUACAGGCAGUUGAAGAUCUUCUCGGCUGUUUUUUUAAGCUGUUUCGUGUUCAAAUUGAGCGAUGAGAACGCAGUUGUCACGUACAGGACGAUGAUUAAUCUUCACAUUAAGGGAGGUCUACAAGUUCGUGCCUUCCACAGAGACUGAAUUUGGUUUGGUACUCAAGUAUGGAUGUUUCGUGUAAUGUCACAUGGUAUGUAACAUCUUUUGUACCUAAAAAACGAAAUGGUUGACAAACAGACUCUUAGUAUACAACCUUUUUAUAUUAAAGUGAUAUUGUACAAGUAUCAAGAUGAAAUGAAAUAUCCAUUUGAUCCAC